AUGGAGGAGGACCACGUGUCGCUGCGCUCUGUGUGUGUGCGCGCUUGUGUGUGCGUGUUCGUGUGUGUGUGUGUGGCCUGUGUGGUCCCCCCACGCUUCGCCCUCCUGUGGACACAUUUCUACUGGGUAAACGAGAAAAGUGGAGUUUUCUCGGCCUGCGUUCGCGUGCGUAAAAGUGGCCCCUGUGCGUGGAUGCGUGCUGUAGUUCGGGCGCUCGCGGAGGUCUUUGGUCUCGCGCUACUUCCUGUGAGGCCACGAGGGGGGUGUCCGGAAAGCGGCAGGCCUGGAGAUCACAGCCACAGCGCGUGGUUUGACGUUUUGGAACAGAAGCGUGUUCCGCCGCGUCACACGAGCCUCAGCGAACUCCUGCAGUCACGAAGCUGGAGAAACUAUUGA
Knipowitschia caucasica is the source of this 396-nucleotide messenger RNA. Lineage: Eukaryota; Metazoa; Chordata; Actinopteri; Gobiiformes; Gobiidae. The record is from the annotation of a GenBank genome assembly.